Molecule: messenger RNA, 3431 nt
Organism: Abrus precatorius (Indian licorice)
Lineage: Eukaryota; Viridiplantae; Streptophyta; Magnoliopsida; Fabales; Fabaceae
Product: leucine-rich repeat receptor-like protein kinase TDR
Exons: 2
Coding region: 38-3016 (992 amino acids)
Biological process (GO): protein phosphorylation
Molecular function (GO): ATP binding; protein binding; protein kinase activity
Source: RefSeq, a predicted model, not a curated record
AGUGUCAUUUCCUUUCCCUAUUCCCCAUGCAUCCCUAAUGCAACAAAACAAAAAAUAUACACGACCUUAUUUUAUUCUGACACCAUUGCCUUUGCUUGGGGUACUUACAAUUGUCCCUCUUCCUUAUGCUCUUCAAGUUCCAAUGGAGAUUUUCAAAUGCUUGUACUUCAAUCUUCUCGCCACCUUCAUGUUAUCAACAGUUUUAGCAAUCGACCCUUACUCAGAGGCACUCUUGAGCUUAAAAUCUGAAGUUGUAGAUGCUGAUAACAGUUUGCAUGACUGGGUGGUGCCCUCUGGAGGGAAGUUAACUGGGAAAUCCUAUGCAUGUUCUUGGUCAGGUAUCAACUGUGACAAUUACUCAACAAGUGUAACUUCCAUAGACUUGUCCAUGAAGAAACUGGCAGGUGUAUUGUCAGGGAAGCAAUUCAGCAUCUUCACAAACCUUACUAGUCUCAACCUGAGCCACAAUUUCUUCUCUGGGCACCUGCCAGCAGAGAUUUUCAACCUCACAAGCCUCAGAAGCUUGGAUAUCAGCAGAAACAAUUUUUCUGGACCCUUCCCAGGUGGAAUUCCCAGCCUCAAAAAUUUGGUUGUGCUUGAUGCCUUUAGCAACAGCUUUUCAGGGCCAUUACCUGCUGAAUUUUCACAGUUAGCAUAUCUUAAAGUUCUUAAUCUAGCUGGGAGCUACUUCAAAGGAUCAAUACCAUCUGAAUAUGGUUCUUUCAAAAGCCUUGAGUUUCUUCAUCUUGCAGGAAAUUCUCUAACAGGAAGUAUACCUCCAGAACUGGGAAACCUCAAAACAGUGACCCACAUGGAGAUAGGCUACAACUUAUACCAGGGUUCUAUUCCAUCCCAGAUAGGUAAUAUGAGUCAGCUUCAGUAUCUUGACAUAGCAGGAGCAAAUCUAUCAGGUCCAAUACCAAAGCAACUCUCCAACCUCACCAGUUUGCAAUCACUUUUUCUAUUCAGAAACCAGCUCACAGGAUCAGUACCAAGGGAUCUCAGCAAAAUCACACCUCUGGCAGAUUUUGAUCUCUCUGAUAACUUCCUUUCAGGGUCCAUUCCUGAAAGUUUUUCAGAGUUGAAGAACCUAAGACUGCUCAGUCUCAUGUACAAUGACAUGAGUGGCACUGUUCCCGAAGGCAUUGCACAGCUACCAUCCUUGGAAACUCUCCUCAUUUGGAGCAACCGCUUCUCUGGAUCACUUCCACAGAGCUUAGGCAGAAACUCCAAACUCAAGUGGGUUGAUGCUUCCACAAACAGUUUAGUUGGAAGCAUUCCACCAGACAUUUGUGUGAGUGGAGUACUAUUUAAGCUAAUUCUGUUUUCAAACAAAUUCACAGGUGGUCUUUCAUCAAUUUCCAACUGUUCUUCUCUUGUUCGUCUUCGCCUAGAAGAGAAUUCAUUCUCAGGAGACAUCCCUUUGAAAUUCAGCCAUCUUCCUGAUAUCUUAUAUGUUGAUCUAUCCAGGAACGACUUUGUUGGCGGGAUUCCCUCGGAUAUUUCUCAAGCUACUCAACUGGAGUAUUUCAAUGUCUCUUAUAAUCAGCAAUUAGGAGGCAUCAUACCUGCAAGAAUUUGGUCUUCGCCCCAACUUCAAAAUUUUUCAGCAUCUUCUUGUGGUAUUUUAGGAGAUCUUCCCCCAUUUGAGUCCUGCAAAUCCAUUUCAGUUAUUGAUCUAGAUAGGAACCACAUAACUGGAAUCAUCCCAAACAGUGUUUCCAAAUGUCAAUCUCUUGAGAAAAUCAAGUUAUCUAACAAUAAUCUGGCAGGUCAUAUACCUGAUGAACUUGCUAGUAUUCCAGUUCUUGGUGUACUGGACCUAUCAAACAACAGGAUCAAUGGCCGCAUACCUGCAAAGUUCGGUAGUUCUUCUAGUUUACAACUUCUCAAUGUGUCGUUCAACAAUAUCUCUGGUUCAAUACCUGCAGGAAAGUUAUUCAAAUUGAUGGGUAGCAGUGCAUUUGCUGGAAAUUCAGAGCUAUGUGGAGCACCACUGCAACCAUGUCCUGAUUCAGUUGGAAUAUUGGGUGGCAAAGGCACGUGGAAUAUUACACGUAUUGUGCUACUCUCUGUAGGGUUGCUAAUAGUCCUUCUUGGAUUGGCUUUUGGAGUAUUUUAUUUCAGAAAGGGACUUAAAAGUCAAUGGAAGAUGGUCUCAUUUGCUGGUCUCCCUCAAUUCACAGCAAAUGAUGUUUUGACAAGCCUCAAUUCCACAAAGCCUACAGAAGUUCCAUCGCCAUCACCUGUAGUUACAAAGGCUGUUCUUCCUACAGGAAUAACGGUUUUGGUCAAGAAGAUUGAAUGGGAAGCGAGAAGCAUUAAGGUUGUGUCAGAAUUUAUAAUAAGACUAGGGAAUGCAAGGCACAAGAAUUUAAUCAGAUUGUUGGGAUUUUGCCACAACCAGCAUCUAGUCUAUCUUUUGUACGAUUACUUGCCCAAUGGGAAUUUGGCUGAGAAAAUUGGAACCAAAUGGGAUUGGGCAGCAAAAUUCAGAACAGUAAUGGGAAUUGCAAGGGGACUUUGCUUCCUUCACCAUGACUGUUACCCAGCAAUACCACAUGGAGACUUGAGGUCCAGCAAUGUUGUAUUUGACGAAAAUUUGGAACCCCAUUUGGCAGAAUUUGGGUUCAAACAUUUGUUUAAGUUGAGCAAAGGCUCAUCACCAACCACAACUAAGUGGGAGACAGAAAACAAUGAAGCAACGAAGGAGGAACUAUGCAUGGAUAUCUACAAAUUUGGGGAGAUGAUUUUGGAAAUUUUAACUAGUGGAAGAUUGACAAAUGCAGCAACUGGCAUACAUAGCAAACCAUGGGAGGUUCUUUUAAGAGAAAUUUACAAUGAGAAUGAAACAAGUUCUGCCAGUUCAUUGCAAGAGAUUAAACUGGUUCUUGAGGUUGCUAUGCUUUGCACCAGAAGCAGGUCAUCCGAUCGGCCAUCCAUGGAAGAUGCUCUGAAGCUUUUGUCAGGGAUAAAGCAUCUAGAUGAUGGCAGAACUUCAAAAGAAGGGCCAUAAAAAUCUUCAUAUUUGUAUCACCGGGUUGAAAGCCAUUAGAAACAUAUAGUAUAAUUGCUUAGCUAACAAGUUUUCACGUGUGUAAUUAAAUGAGUUUGCAGCUUGUAUAAUAGAUAUUUCCAUUGUUUCGGUGUGCCAUAAUAUUCUGUCCGUCUCCCUCAAUCUACCUCAAAAUAUUUUGUAUCUGAGAUGGGAUUCAUUUGAAUUCAUGAUAUUCAUAGUGCACUUUCCUUCUAUCAGAUAAGUACAAUCUUUUGAUUCUUAUUUCUUACUAAUUACUAUUACUUAGAUAUCAUUAUUUCAAGACUUAAUUGCAAGGAGCCAGGUACCUUGAUGCUGUUAGCUUUCCUUUUGUUUCCAAAAUCUUUGGAGAAAAUUAUUAAUCUAGAGGUCAAUAACAUUGUAUGAUCAUUGU